AUAUAUAUAUACCUGUAAUAAAAGACUUCCUGAGAUAUACCAUAGUACCUUAGUAAUUUAAGGAAUGAACAAAAUGGUGAAAUAAAUGGAUUAAAGUAACCCAAAAAGACUUAUUAAGGAAAACUAUUUCAAGUAAAUCUGUUUGUUAUGAAAAUAAAAAUACUUUCUGUAACCCUGGUGCUGCUGGUUGCAACCUGUGGGGCGGCUACAGAUGAACCUGACUGGUAUGAUGGAACGCAGUACACUUUUCGGGACGAGCUACAGCCGAGCUCAAGCUCGCAUGAGCUCUGUAAAAGUUGUGUGCAAUCACUUCCCGGUUACGUCACAGAUGGACCUAAUAUUGUAGCUACAGAUUAUAUUCUACCGCCCUUCAAUAAUCCUAACAGUCGUGGACCAGAUCAGUUCGCAUCACAGAUACGGAACUACUUUCUUCAGAGCACGGACUCAUUUUCUGGCAAAAAUUGUGUAGGAUGCGCUCAUUCUCUCCCAUCUUAUGCAACAGAUGGACCUAUAGUUGUAGCAACGGAUUAUAUACUAUCACCACAAAGACAAGAGUUACCAGAUCAGUACGCAUCAAAGGGGUGGAACUAUUUUUAUGAACGUUUCUACAAUAAAAGGCCUGAAUAUAUUGUAAAUUGGUUCGAUCAAGAUGUUACGGUCCCAGAGUCUGUAACCUGUUCAGAAAAGAAGUCAUCUUCAACUGACAUUGACAUUUUUCCAACAAGUUUUACAGCUACAGUUACAACAAGCUGGGAGGAAUAUUCUUUUAGCUUAACGGAAACAGGCAUAUUUUCAACCCCUGCAUUAAGCAAAACCCCUGAAAGUGGAACAUUGACGCCUGUCAUUAGUGAACUAUUGUCAACAACAAAUAUUGAAACAACACCUACAAUAAGUGAAACAAUUACACCUACCAGAAGUGGAACAAUUAUACCUUCUAUAAGUGGAACAGUUGCACCUACGACAAGUGGAACAGUUACACCCAUGGCAAGUGAAACAGUUACACCUACAAGUGGAACAGUUACACCUACAAGUGGAACAAUUACACCUACAAGUGGAAUAAUUACACCUACAACAAGUGAAACAAUUACACCUACAACAAGUGAAACAAUUACACCUACAACAAGUGAAACAAUUACACCUACAACAAGUGGAACAAUUACACCUACAACAAGUGGAACAGUUACACCUACAACAAAUGGAACAAUUACACCAACGACAAGUGGAACAAUUACACCUAUGACAAGUGGAACAAUUACACCUAUGACAAGUGGAACAAUUACACCAACGACAAGUGGAACAAUUACACCUAUGACAAGUGGAACAAUUACACCUAUGACAAGUGGAACAAUUACACCUACAACAAGUGGAACAAUUCAGCCCACGACAAGUGGAACAGUUACACCUACAACAAGUGGAACAACGCCACCUACAACAAGUGGAACAACACCAUCUACAACAAGUGGAACAAUUGGAACAACAAGUGGAACAAUUACACCUACAACAAGUGGAAUAUUUACACCUACAACAAGUGGAACAACACCGCAAACAACAAGUGGAACAACGCCAUCUACGACAAGUGGAACAACGCCAUCUACAACAAGUGAAACAACACCAUCUACAAUAAGUGGAACAAUUACACCUACAGCAAGUGGAACAACACCAUCUACAACAAGUGAAACAAUUGGAACAACACGUGGAACAAUUACACCUACAACAAGUGGAAUAUUUACACCUACAACAAGUGGUACAACACCACCAACAACAAGUAGAAUAACGCCAUCUACGACAAGUGGAACAACGCCACCUACAACAAGUGGAACAACACCAUCUACAACAAGUGUGACAAUUACUCCUACAACAAGUGGAACAAUUACAUCUACAACAAGUGGAACAACACCAUCAACAACAAGUGUUACAAUUUCACCUACAACAAGUGGAACAAUUACACCUACAACACGUGGAACAAUUACAUCUACAACAAGUGGAACAACGCCUUCUACGACAAGUGGAACAACGCCAUCUACAACAAGUGGAACAACACCAUCAACAACAAGUGUAACAAUUACACCUACAACAAGUGGAACAAUUACAUCUACAAUAAGUGGAACAACGCCAUCUACGACAAGUGGAACAAUUUCAUCUACAACAAGUGGAAUAAUUACAUCUACAACAAGUGGAACAACACGGUCAAUAACAAGUGUUACAAUUUCACCUACAACAAGUGGAACAAUUACACCUACAACAAGUGGAACAACGCAAUCUACCACAAGUGGAACAACACCAUCUACGACAAGUGUAACAAUUACACCUACAACAAGUGGAACAAUUACAUCUACAACAAGUGGAACAACACUAUCAACAACAAGUGUUACAAUUUUACCUACAACAAGUGGAACAAUUACAUCUACAACAAGUGGAACAACGCCAUCUACGACAAGUGGAACAACGCCGCCUACAACAAGUGGAACAACACCAUCUACAACAAGUGUAACAAUUACACCUACAACAAGUAUAACAAUUACACGUACAACAAGUGGAACAACACCAUCAACAACAAGUGUUACAAUUUCACUACAACAAGUGGAACAACACCACCUACAACAAGUGGAACAAUUACACCUACAACAAGUGGAACAACACCAUCUACAACAAGUGAACAAUUACACACUCUACAACAAAGUGGAACAACACACUACAACAAGUGGAACAAUUACAUCCACAACAAGUGGAACAAUUACACCCACAAGUGGAACAAUUGCACCUACAACAAGUGGAACAAUUACACCUACAACAAGUGGAACUAUUACACCUACAGCAAGUGUUACAAUUACACCUACAGCAAGUGGUACAACACCACCUAUAACAAGUGGUACAACACCAACUGUAACAAGUGGAAUAACACCAUCUACAACAAGUGGAACAACACCAUCUACAACAAGUGGAACAGUUACACAUACAACAAGUGGUACAAUGCCACCUACAACAAGUGGAACAACACCAUCUACAACAAGUGAAACAACACCAUCUACAACAAGUGGAACAAUUACACAUACAACAAGUGGUACAAUGCCAUCUACAACAAGUGGAACAACACCACCUAUAACAAGUGGAUACAAUCACCAUCACAACAAGUGGACAACACCACUAUACAACAAUGGUACAACACCAUCUACAACAAGUGGAACAACACCACCUAUAACAAGUGGAACAACACCAUCAACAACAAGUGGAACAACACCAUCUUCAACAAGUGGAACAAUUACACCUACAACAAGUGGUACAACACCACCUAUAACAAGUGGAACAACACUAUCUACAACAAGUGGGACAAUACCACCUAUAACAAGUGGAACAACACUAUCAACAACAAGUGGAACAACACCAUCUUCAACAAGUGGAACAAUUACACCUACAACAAGUGGAACAAAACCAUCAACAACAAGUGGGACAACACUAUCAACAACAAGUGGAACAACACCACUUUCAACAAGUGGAACAAUGACACCUACAACAAGUGGUACAACACCACCUAUAACAAGUGGAACAACACCAUCAACAACAAGUGGAACAACAGCACCUACAACAAGUGGAACAACACCACCUACAACAAGUGUUACAAUUACACCUACAACAAGUGACACAACACCACCUAUAACAAGUGGAACAACACCAUCAACAACAAGUGGACCAACACCAUAUACAACAAGUGGAACAAUUACACCAACAACAAGUGGAACAAUUAAGCAUACAACAGGUGGAACAAUUACACAUACAACAAGUGGAAUAUUUACAUCUUCAACAAGUGGUACAACACCAUCUACAAUAAGUGGAACAGUUACACCUACAACAAAUGGUACAACACCGCCUACAACAAGUGGAACAACACCAUCAACAACAAGUGGACCAACACCAUAUACAACAAGUGGAACAAUUACACCUACAACAAGUGGUACAACACCACCUACAACAAGUGGAACAGUUACACCUACAACAAGUGACACAACACCACCUAUAACAAGUGGAACAACACCAUCAACAACAAGUGGACCAACACCAUAUACAACAAGUGUUACAAUUACACCUACAACAAGUGACACAACACCACCUAUAACAAGUGGAACAACACCAUCAACAACAAGUGGACCAACACCAUAUACAACAAGUGGAACAAUUACACCUACAACAAGUGGUACAACACCACCUACAACAAGUGGAACAGUUACACCUACAACAAGUGGUACAACACCACCUACAACAAGUGGAAGAAUUACACCUACAACAAGUGGUACAACACCACCUACAACAAGUGGUACAACACCACCUAUAACAAGUGGAACAAUGACACCUACAACAAGUGGUACAACACCACCUACAACAAGUGGAACAGUUGCACCUACAACAAGUGGAACAAUUACACCUACAACAAGUGGUACAACACCACCUAUAACAAGUGGAACAAUUACACCUACAACAAGUGGUACAACACCACCUACAACAAGUGGAACAAUUACUCACCACCUACAACAAGUGGUACAACACCACCUACAACAAGUGGAACAAUUACACCUACAACAAGUGGUACAACACCACCUACAACAAGUGGAACAAUUACACCUACAACAAGUGGUACAACACCACCUACAACAAGUGGAACAAUUACACCUACAACAAGUGGUACAACACCACCUACAACAAGUGGAACAAUUACUCCUACAACAAGUGGUACAACACCAUCUACAACAAGUGGAACAAUUACACCUACAACAAGUGGUACAACACCACCUAUAA
Molecule: messenger RNA, 4788 nt
Organism: Mercenaria mercenaria
Lineage: Eukaryota; Metazoa; Mollusca; Bivalvia; Venerida; Veneridae
Product: mucin-2-like
Exons: 6
Coding region: 148-4788 (1546 amino acids)
Biological process (GO): neuron projection development
Cellular component (GO): plasma membrane
Source: RefSeq, a predicted model, not a curated record